This is a messenger RNA of Knipowitschia caucasica, 672 nucleotides long. The record is from the annotation of a GenBank genome assembly. NCBI's taxonomy places the organism in Eukaryota, Metazoa, Chordata, Actinopteri, Gobiiformes, Gobiidae.
AUGGUGGUGUGGGCCAGCGUCCUAGGAGCUACGCAGCUUCCCCACGGAGAUGUUCUCGUGGAAGGUGAAACAGAGGGGGGAGAGUGGCAGGUGGCGAGAACGCUCUGCAGUUUUAAAGGGGGUAAGGUCCCUAUCUGCAGCAAACAAGAUCUGGUGCUGACCCCCACAGACUCUAACACCAUUGAAGUGGAUGUCCGGUCGACUCUCACCCCUCCACCCGCCACAGCCAGUCCGUUUCAACUAAACUCUGUCGAGCACCUCAACCCAGCCCAACUGCACAAAGUGGAGGAGCUGCUGCAGCGGUGGAGCUCAGUGUUUGCAACAAGUGAGGAUGAUUUCGGCCGCACAAGUGCAGUGUUGCAUCAGAUCCCAACGGGGACUGCUCCACCAAGCAGAGAAAGAUGCGACGAUUCCAAAACUGGUGUGGGACCAACAAAAGGAAAGAAGCCUGAGAACAAUUCCUGCCAGUGGAGUCGCAAGGCCAGCAGACCAACAAAGGAGGCGAGGGUCGAAGCACCACCAAUGGCCCGAAGCCUCCUGAGACAUUGGGACAAACUGAAAUACAUCAGGUGUCCUGCGACGCGCCUUGGAAGGGGGAAAGACCCCCAGACGGUGCCAACCAAUGGACCAAACUGCCAACACGUACAGCUCAAGCCUCUGGCACAUCCGUAA